CCAGUUCGGGCCUCAGUUGGUUGAAGAAGAAAGAAUCAAUUGAAGGAGUUUUGAGAUAUUUUGCAAGUGCCUUGAUGGCAUUUUUUUUCAAGCUUCUCUCUGCAUUCCGAGUUUUUGGUUGUAGACAAAGCAGCAGGGUUGAGGCAAUUUAUCCUUCAUACACAGUACAAUCUCAAGCUGAAAGUAAUCAAGUUGUUGAGGAUGUUAAAGAAGACAAAGUUAAUCCUUGUUUAGAGCGUAUACGGAGGCUUGAGCAAAUGUUUACAGAGCUCAAGAGCAAACAUACUGAGAUUCCUGUAGAGAAGGAGCGUGUGCUCAUGGACUCUUGGGAUAGAAUCAAAUCUAUUGAGUUUGAUCUUGAUAAGACCAAGAGGGUUCUGAAGUCCACUGUAAUCAAGCAAAUGGAGAUUGCUGAAACUUUUAGUGCUGUGCAGGAGUCCACCAUUAGGAAAAGAUCAAAAUGUUGAGAAAUUAGAGUAUUGCUCCCCAAAACAAAAGAAAAUCUAAACAAACAAUCGUUUGGUUCCCAUUUUUAUGGGUGGAUCAAUCAAAUUUAGGAGAGCAGCAUCCACUUUUACAUUGAAGAUUUUUUAUUGCUCCAUCUGAUCAAAUGAUGACAUCGAAGGAGCUUUUAUGUCAGUUUUUUCUUUUUUUCUGGGGGAGUUCGGCAUUUUUGAAGAAAAUAAUAGCAGAAAGAAAAGUGGCUGUAAAUGGUUGAUCUUCAUCAGAGCUGAUUGAGAGAGACAGGCUUGCUUCACGUUGGAGAGCUGUAAAUUUGAGGUCCUGCAGAACAGUUUUUCAUGGAGCCAAGCAUGAUUGACAUUAUUCUCUUCUUUUUAAUUCUUUUUUUUUAGCAGUUCAUCAUAUAAUUUUCACAUGUAAAGAGAAUGGUGGUAAAGAUGAAGGGAUAAAUUUAGGUCUAGGAAAAAGUGGCAAAGGGAACUAUAGAGGAGAUUUUUGUUGCUACAAAAUGAAGUUUUUUGACCCCCCCUUCAUUAGUUUUGUGUG
This is a messenger RNA of Dendrobium catenatum, 1008 nucleotides long. RefSeq names its product phosphatidylinositol/phosphatidylcholine transfer protein SFH13-like. NCBI's taxonomy places the organism in Eukaryota, Viridiplantae, Streptophyta, Magnoliopsida, Asparagales, Orchidaceae. The record is from RefSeq and is a predicted model, not a curated record.